This is a messenger RNA of Musca domestica (house fly), 1742 nucleotides long. RefSeq lists its product as uncharacterized. NCBI's taxonomy places the organism in Eukaryota, Metazoa, Arthropoda, Insecta, Diptera, Muscidae. Gene Ontology annotation, cellular component: membrane. The record is from RefSeq and is a predicted model, not a curated record. The transcript has a single exon. Gene Ontology annotation, biological process: potassium ion transport. Bases 113 to 1726 code for a protein of 537 amino acids. Gene Ontology annotation, molecular function: voltage-gated potassium channel activity.
UUCACUACUCAAGAGAUAUCCAGACAACAUUGAAGCAACAAAGCCAACCUAGAAUCACCAACCAUUUGCGACCGUAACCAAUCAUCAUAUUCAUCAAAUCCAAUAAGACAAAAUGUGGCAAAAUUGGAGAUUUGCAUUCGCCCGGCUAUUUGUGUUGGUCUUGUUGUUUGCCAUCGUGCCACAGCCACAUGUGAUGGCAGCACAGACCACCAAUAUGGCACAAUUGCAACAGGCAACGUCAUCACAGCAACAUCAGCAGCAGCCACAACAACACCACCAACAACAGACCUCGACAUCUCAACAACAUGUCCCUCAUGCUCCAGCUCCUAUUAAUACAAAAUCAAAUCGUCAAUCAGUAUCGACACACCCAGGCAGCAGUUCUGGAAGUUCAAGUGGUGGCCAUAAUUUGGGCCUCUCCUCAGCCAUGCCACAGAGUUUAAACGCUGCAACAUUGUUGUCUAAUACAGUUGGCCCAGCAUCUGUAACAUCAUCAUCAUCCACAUCGCAGUCUGCAUCGUCUUCAGUGGGAACAGUUCAUUUGCCUGUGGGCCAAUAUGUGGUUAACGACAAGGAUGCUGCUGUUCAAGAAGUUCUGAAGCAUUUUUCAGCAGCUGCUGCUGCUGCAGCGGCAGCUUCCGUUGACGAUGAUCUGGGAGAGUCUUAUCAAAUAAUAAACGAUUUAAAACGGGAAGUUAAUCCCAUAUUGAUUGCUCCGGCUCAAGGGCCCCAGAACCUGCCCACACCACCACCGCCAGCACCUCCACCUUCUUCAUCAGUUCCUCUAUCAAAUGGUGGCAGUGCACCCAACUACCCUUGGAACAUGUUCGAAAGACCAUCAUUCUACAAUGCAAUGUCACUGCCACCGAUAUCACCAAUGGCAGCUCUUUUCCCACACCUCUUCAAUCCUUUUGACAGUUAUCAUCCCUCUCCAUUUCCGGUAACGCCACGCUUUAUGCCCUUCAUGAGCUAUGCCCAACCGAUUUUGGUGCCCUAUCCCUUUUAUAUGGCUCCAGAAAUGUUUUAUCCUGGAUUUUCAGCUCCCUCUGUCCCCAUAGCCAACGAAUAUGAAGAUGCUAUGUCUAGGGGUGCUGGCUCAUCCCGGAGACCCGCUUCACCUUCUUCCUCGAACUCCCACACAUCCUCAUCUGGUUAUCCUCGUAAUUCUCCCAUCUAUUAUGUUCGUUUGCCACCCACGCCCUAUAUGUUUUUACCCGGUUUGGGCUUGGGAACUGCCACUGCCUCAGCUGGAUAUCCAACCAUGUUACCUUAUCAAUCGUUGCCCUCAUUUCCUCCCUUCUCACCGGUUUUCAAUGUCCCCAUUAACUUUUUAGCCAAUGGUAAACCUGGAAAUGUCUAUCAAAUUGGUGGUUCACCCAAUGAUUUGCAGUUUCCCAAUGUACCCCCGAAUUAUCCUAGCCGUGUCUCGUCAGGCCUCCCAUCGCCUCCACCCCCGCCACCCACACAUCCAUUUAACAAUGGUGGUUACAGGCCAACCACAUCCACCCACAAUUAUUUCAAUGCACCUCCCAGCUCUGGGCCCUCACACAACUAUGCAUCGUUUUCACCUUCGUCGCCACCUGCAGCACCACCAUCCAUGCAGCAUCAACAAGAUUCCAAGUUGACUUCAUUAAAACGUCCAUAUUUUUUCAACGGUCGUCCAGAAGACAUCUAUAUUCUACCAAAUAAUUUCAAUCCAAUGUACUCCAACGAAAAUAGCUACUAUUAGAGAAGAAAAAGCGAGA